UGUAUGUACAUACACAAUCUAUUGUUUGGACCCCAAUUCUACUUCCGACCCCUAAUCACCCAUCUCCGCCCUCCUCUGGAGACCCUCUCUUCUUGGAGCCAACACCGAUGGCUGCCGCCGACGCGCCACCGAAACCCCUUCCUCCGUCCCCCGCCGACCCUGACGACGAUGAUGACUACCAGGAUUACAUCCCCGUCAAUAAGCGCCGUUCCAUGGAGGCCCAGAAGAUCCUCCAGCGCAAGGGCCGCUCUGCAUCCGCCGGCGAUGCCGACGCGGACGAAGCCAACCACCCGCCGGCCCCCACCGAGGCCAAGCCGAGUCUACUCGUCAAGGCUUCCCAGCUGAAGCGCGACCUGCCGGAGGUCAGCCCCACCGAGCAGCUCGUCCAGCAGGAGAAGGAGAUGAUUGAGCACCUCUCCGACCGCAAGACCCUAAUGUCCGUCCGCGAGCUAGCCAAGGGCAUCACCUACACUGACCCCAUCCCCACCGGCUGGAAGCCGCCGCUGGCCAUCCGCCGUAUGCCCGCCCUCCAUGCCGACGCCAUCCGCCGCCAGUGGCACAUCCUUGUCGAGGGCGAGAACGUGCCGCCCCCUAUCAAGAACUUCCGCGAUAUGCGCCUUCCGGAGCCCGUCCUUAAGAAACUGAAAGAGAAGGGGAUCGUUCAGCCGACACCGAUACAGGUGCAGGGGCUGCCGGUGAUCCUUUCGGGGCGGGAUAUGAUUGGGAUCGCAUUCACCGGAUCGGGAAAGACACUGGUUUUUGUGCUUCCAUUGAUUAUGACGGCAAUGCAGGAGGAGAUCAUGAUGCCAAUCGUGCCCGGUGAGGGUCCCUUUGGGCUCGUUGUGUGCCCUUCGAGAGAGCUUGCAAGGCAGACCUAUGAGGUUGUGGAGCAGUUCCUGGCUCCGCUGCGGGAGCAUGGUUGCCCGGAGCUGAGGCCGCUGCUAUGCAUUGGUGGGGUUGAUAUGAGGUCGCAGCUGGAGGUGGUGAAGAAAGGGGUGCAUAUUGUUGUGGCCACACCAGGGAGAUUGAAAGAUUUGCUUGCAAAGAAGAAGAUGAAUCUUGAUAAUUGCAGGUACUUGACAUUGGAUGAGGCUGAUAGGUUGGUAGACUUGGGCUUUGAGGAUGACAUAAGGGAGGUCUUUGACCAUUUUAAGGCUCAAAGACAAACUUUACUCUUCUCUGCCACCAUGCCCAAAAAGAUCCAAAAUUUUGCAAAAAGUGCUCUGGUGAAACCUGUUACAGUCAAUGUGGGAAGAGCUGGAGCAGCAAACCUUGAUGUCAUUCAAGAGGUUGAGUAUGUGAAGCAAGAAGCAAAAAUCGUAUAUCUUCUUGAAUGCCUCCAAAAGACACCGCCCCCUGUCUUGAUUUUUUGUGAGAACAAAGCAGAUGUGGAUGACAUUCAUGAGUAUCUUCUUCUCAAGGGAGUUGAAGCCGUCGCAGUUCAUGGUGGCAAGGACCAAGAAGAAAGAGAAUAUGCUAUUGCAUCCUUUAAAUCUGGCAAGAAGGAUGUGUUGGUUGCUACUGAUGUUGCUUCCAAGGGUCUUGAUUUUCCCGACAUCCAGCAUGUGAUUAACUACGACAUGCCUGCUGAAAUUGAGAAUUAUGUCCAUCGUAUUGGCCGAACUGGGAGAUGCGGUAAAACAGGAAUAGCAACAACAUUUAUAAACAAGAACCAAACUGAGACGACACUGCUUGACUUGAAGCACCUAUUGCAAGAAGCAAAGCAAAGAAUUCCGCCAGUGUUGGCAGAGCUCAACGACCCAAUGGAAGAUGGUGAUGCUCUUACCAGUGCUAGUGGAGUUAAAGGUUGUGCAUACUGUGGUGGGCUUGGUCAUCGUAUCCGAGACUGCCCCAAACUGGAGCAUCAGAAAUCUAUGGCUAUUGCAGGUUCAAGAAGGGACUACUUUGGUUCAGGAGGCUAUCGAGGCGAAAUAUGACCCUGCUUCUUUCAUCUAUAUGUACUGGGAAUCACUAUGACAUUUCGGCUAGCGAACAGGUGCUUAUCAAAGUUUAGAUGUCUAAAAAACCAGACAAAAAUCACAGUAACCAGAGAUUAGAACCCAUCUUGAAACUCGCAGUGCCAAACUAUGUUGGGCUGGAUGGUCUCUCAUUCCUUUGCUGUUAGCGCGCAAUGUAUCAGCUGUUAAUUUUGUUUGGGCUGUAUCAGUUAUCUUAGCAUAAUGGAAACAUUAUAAUGGUAAACAUCGACAUGAAUGCAAUUAGUGAGAGUUUUGUAAGAUAGUAAUAUUUGUGAGAUUAAUUUAUUAACUGAAGCCCAUCGAAUGUUCAUCA
Messenger RNA from Musa acuminata subsp. malaccensis (wild Malaysian banana), 2292 nucleotides. RefSeq names its product DEAD-box ATP-dependent RNA helicase 35. The record is from RefSeq and is a predicted model, not a curated record. NCBI's taxonomy places the organism in Eukaryota, Viridiplantae, Streptophyta, Magnoliopsida, Zingiberales, Musaceae. Gene Ontology annotation, cellular component: spliceosomal complex. Gene Ontology annotation, molecular function: RNA binding; zinc ion binding; RNA helicase activity. Gene Ontology annotation, biological process: mRNA splicing, via spliceosome.